Molecule: messenger RNA, 3652 nt
Organism: Varroa destructor (honeybee mite)
Lineage: Eukaryota; Metazoa; Arthropoda; Arachnida; Mesostigmata; Varroidae
Product: matrix metalloproteinase-20-like
Biological process (GO): collagen catabolic process; extracellular matrix organization; proteolysis
Cellular component (GO): extracellular matrix
Molecular function (GO): zinc ion binding; metalloendopeptidase activity
Source: RefSeq, a predicted model, not a curated record
CCGGCGCAAGUAAUGAGCGAGUGAGUAAGUGAGCAUUGGGGGCUCUACAAAACCAUAGCGUGCCCAGCGGAGCCAGAAAAAAAGAAAUGAGUGCUUCUACUGAAGUGCAACUGGUGCUGGUCACAUAGACAAAGACGCGCUAUCCGAGCACAGAGCAAAACGGUUGCGAACAACGGACACAGAGAUAGCACACAACUGUGACUACGGGAAAAUGAAGAUCGUGAUCAGUUGGUCUCUGUUUGCUGUCUAUUAAUGCCAUCGGUGAUUUGCUCUCAUCGCCAGAGAUGUUGUGACAGGCUGAGCAAGCAAACGGGCAGCUCUACGAUGACAAGCGGAUAAAUAGUUCCAGUAAUGCCGUGCAGCUAGCAAGGAAUAAGAGAAUGUACGCCAUGCUCAGUUCGAAAUUGCACUAAGGCUUUCAUUUCCAUCCCAAUUAGAUAGCCGCCACAAGCCGUCUCUCGCCAUAUCUCCUUCGCAUCAACGUAUUACACUGACAAGAGUCUUGAAUUGAUCAAUUCAAUUGUUUCUAAGGAAAUUGGACAAAGCGAAAAAGACUGCAAGAACUCUGUAAGUGUAAAAUGCUUGUUUCGGCCGUUGCGUGUACUACGGACACGAGGACCAUGACGGAUUGAUAAGAACUCGAUGGAUGAAUGAUCUCAUAGAAAAUUAUCUAUUAUUCAAGUAAUUUGCAUUUUUAGCAACUUAUGAGGAUGUAUCACAACGGUGCGGUGCAAGCCGUUGGCUUGAGCGUACUGACUGGCCUGCUUCGCGCGAAUAUCAUGGCUCCAGAAAACAAUCCGUUUAUGUCAGAAACGAACGCAAUGGAUUACAAUAUAUGGCGUGAAGAGAGAAUUAGCAAUGGUACGUUGCGCCGCAAAGAGCGAAGACAAAAUGCCAUAUAUGCGAAGGACGCUGGUGGUUACUGAUACGCGCUUUUGUUUGCUAUUGCUGGUCAAAUGUUGUUAUGGCUUAACAGCUGUACUUGCAAAAAUACGGAUACAUGGCUUCGAUGAGUUCAGGAAUGGACAACCGAUCCGUUGCGGCUCUCAUCGAUGGACGGGCCGUUCGAAGGGCCAUCGAAAACUUCCAGAGAAUGGCCGGAAUAAACGUUACUGGUGAACUGGAUCAAGAAACAGCCAACAUGAUGAGUACACCGCGGUGUGGUGUUAAGGACAUGGUCGGCAAUGGCCUGCGAGCCAAACGCUAUGUGUUACAGGGUUCCAAAUGGGUCAAUAGCGAUCUCACAUACCGCAUUUCAAAGUAUCCGACACGAAUUCGAGAUAAGGUAAAAGUUGACGCUGAAGUGGCAAAAGCGUUUAAAGUCUGGAGCGACUAUACUCCACUGACGUUCACACAUAAACGAUCAGGGAGCGUUCAUAUCGAUAUUCAAUUCGUAAAAGGGGAACAUGGCGACGGAGAUCCAUUUCAGGGAGCAGGAGGAACUCUCGCACACGCCUUCUUCCCGCGAUACGGAGGCGAUGUUCACUUCGAUGAUGCGGAAAAGUGGACAAUUAAUGAAUACGGAGGAAUAAAUCUCUUUCAGGUAGCAGCCCAUGAAUUUGGUCACUCCCUUGGACUUUCUCACAGCGACAUCCGUAGAGCACUCAUGGCUCCCUUCUAUCGUGGCUAUGAUCCUAAUUUCAAGCUUGAUAAGGAUGACAUUGAAGGUAUUCAGUCGCUCUACGGGCCAAAGAAGUCUUCGUCUGCAGGCAAAACACCAACACAAUCAAAAACGCGACGACCCACAACUGCCCGACCUGCAUCAGGCGGCCCAGACGUGUGUCUUGAUGCCCGAGUUGACGCAAUAACACGCACAGAAGAUAAAUCGACGUACGUAUUUAGGGGCGAGUGGUAUUGGAAACUUGAACCUGAAGGUAUCGCUUCAGGUUAUCCACGGCGAAUUCAUGAUGAUUGGCCUGGAUUACCAAACAACAUCGAUGCCGCCCUUACGUGGUCGGACGGAAAAACCUUUUUCUUCAAAGGCGGACUAUACUGGAGAUUCAAAAACAAAAUCGUUUCUGCCGGCUAUCCGCAGAAGGUCUCCGUCGGCUUUUCGGGCAUCCCGAAUGACAUUGACGCCGCAUUUGUAUGGAGUGGCAACGGCAAAACUUACUUCUUCAAGGGCGACCAGUACUGGCGAUAUGAUUCCCGUGCCAAAAUACCUGUUAGCAGCAGGUACCCCCAGGAAAUUUCCACCGUAUGGGAAGGCAUUCCGUCUAACAUUAAUGCAGCGUUCCAGUGGCAGAAUGGCUACACGUACUUCUUCAAGGGACAGAGCUAUUACAGAUUCAAUGAUAAGGACUUUACUGUUGACAGCGGUUCUCCGGCGUAUCCCCGCAGCAUCGCUGAAUGGUGGUUCGAUUGUAAAGAGCUCAACCGGGCCUACCUGACACUUGCCAAUGGCACAGCUUUAGGACAUCUCGGAGAAAAGAGUCGUAGAGACGUCGAGGAAGUAUCAGACGAAGAGAACCGCGUCGUCGAUAUCCGGUCGCGACUUGUGAACGAGGAAGCACUCCGAGCCGUCCGAGGCGCUGAGGCGGAGCAUCAGCAUGAAGAUAACCAGCAUUAUCAACGCCAGCAUCACGAAGUGCAGCAUUCAGAUCUGUACGGUAAUUCCACCUGCAGGCCUACCACUUUGUCUCUAACGUCUAUUAGCCUAUUUGUAUUAGCGAGCCAGCUGCUGUUGCUCGACCGAAGGCGUCAUUUUUCACUAUGAUCGGUAUUUAGUCAUAUACAUACACUCGAAACGUACAAACGCUCUAAUUAGGUGCGUCAAGUAUAUAGAGCCUGGAGGAUUUUGAGCGCUCGACGCGAGAGCUGGAUUGAUGUGGACAAAUCGGCUUGGAAGGGAGGAUUUUGGACAACAAUGUCACCAGACCGUGGAAGGGUCGUUAAUGCGCUAGUGGAACGGACAUUUAAUCGCAGUAUCAAACUUUAUCUGGUACGGAAGAGACGCUCUAUAAGAAGAUUGGGAUGAUGAUGAUGAUCGGGAGAUUACUGAAGUACAAGUAUUUCUCGACGACGCUAAUUGCAAAAUUCCCUAUCAAUCCCGAAAAUCUUUAAAAAAAAAGGCACACAAUCCAUCAAAAAACACCGUCAUGCGUCUACUACUUGAGGUCGUUUCCAUAUUUUUAUUUCGGGAUAACUCAACUGAUCGAAGCAUGUCUUCGACAAGACCAGUGUCUUCCUAGCCUUUCCUAUUAAAGAAAGGAUCAUCUGAUGGUAUUUGGCAACCUGCAAUCCACUGUUGUACGUUUUGCGGUGAGUAGGGUAGCAAACUUAUCAGCAUGCCUCCUCUAUCUGCCAGUACAUAAUAUGACUUUGGCAUUCCUUAAGCCUGGUAGAUUAAAUUUUGUCUACGUAUAGUGGACAAGUAAACCGGUAAAGCUUGAGAUGACCCCUAAAAUAGGAUAUAAGGUAAAUACGUGCGUAUGGUUGCAACAAUGCGCAGUGUAUAAAUCACGAUAAGCCCGUAAAUGGGUCUAUUGACACUCUUCUAAUGGCGGUGGUGUAAACAAGUGAGAAAAUGAAAACCUAUUUAAUUUAUUUACAUUUACAGUUUAAAAGAAAGAUUAAUACUAUUUAAUAUAAAAACAAAUGGUGGAUGCACAGAAGAGCUAUGAAUAAAAUGGUUGUAUGUAUACAAAUAAUA